UGGCUAAUACAUGUCUCGCACUAGGACCGCUCAGCCGUAUGUCGUCAGCUGACGAGGCAGCCACAUAUAUGCGUCGCGAGCCUGUAUGGCCCGCAGCUUUUUCAGCUUGUUGCGAAAACGGAUGUUCCUGCCGUGCCAGGCCCAUGUCUGAAAACCCAGACAGACGGUCACAUUUAGCCAGAAAGUCAGCUUCACUCGAGUACGUCGGCGUAGAGAAAACAGCAGCAGAGCAAGAUGGAGUGUGAGUGGAAGCCAGACGAGCAAGGGCUCCAACAAAUUUUACAGCUGCUGAAGGAGUCUCAGUCGCCAGACACGUCCACGCAGAGAUCCGUCCAGCAAAGACUCGAGCAGCUCAACCAGUACCCAGACUUCAACAACUAUUUGAUAUUUGUUCUGACAAAGUUAAAAUCGGAAGAUGAACCCACACGCUCCCUGAGUGGGCUGAUACUGAAGAACAAUGUAAAAGCCCACUAUCAAAACUUCCCUAAUGGCGUGUCAGAUUUCAUCAAGAGUGAGUGCCUCCAAAACAUCGGAGACUCGUCUCCCCUCAUCCGGGCCACUGUGGGGAUCCUCAUCACCACCAUCGCCUCCAAGGGAGAACUACAAAAUUGGCCGGAGCUUCUGCCUAAACUCUGCCAGCUGUUAGAUUCUGAGGACUACAACACAUGUGAGGGAGCUUUUGGGGCCCUGCAGAAGAUCUGUGAGGACUCAGCAGAGAUCCUGGACAGUGACAUGCUGGACCGUCCUCUGAACAUCAUGAUCCCCAAGUUCUUGCAAUUUUUCAAGCACAACAGCCCAAAGAUUAGGUCUCAUGCCAUCGCAUGUGUUAAUCAGUUCAUCAUCAGCAGGACUCAGGCUCUUAUGCUGCACAUCGACCCUUUCAUUGAGAACCUGUUUGCGCUGGCGACAGAUGAGGAACCAGAAGUGCGGAAGAAUGUGUGCAGAGCUCUCGUCAUGCUGCUGGAAGUUCGCCUGGACCGUCUCCUGCCACACAUGCAUAACAUCAUAGAGUACAUGCUGCAGAGGACUCAGGACCAAGAUGAAAAUGUUGCCUUGGAGGCCUGUGAGUUCUGGCUUACUCUGGCGGAGCAGCCGGUGUGUAAGGAGGUGCUGUGUGGACAUCUCUCCCAGCUCACUCCGGUGCUUGUCAAUGGGAUGAAGUACUCUGAGAUUGACAUUAUCCUGCUCAAGGGAGACAUCGAGGAAGACGAAGCCAUUCCAGACAAUGAACAGGACAUCAGGCCGCGUUUCCAUCGCUCCCGCACAGUUGCCCAGCAGCAUGAGGGCGACGGGAUCGAGGAUGACGAAGACGAGGAUGAUGAACUGGAUGAUGAUGAUGAUACUAUCUCUGAUUGGAACCUGCGCAAGUGUUCAGCUGCAGCGUUGGACGUGUUGGCUAACGUUUUCAGGGACGACCUGCUGCUGCACAUUCUGCCUCUCCUCAAAGAGCUGCUCUUCCAUCCAGAGUGGGUAGUCAAAGAGUCUGGCAUCCUUGUGCUGGGGGCUAUAGCUGAAGGCUGCAUGCAGGGUAUGAUCCCAUACCUUCCUGAGCUCAUUCCCCAUCUCGUCCAGUGUUUGUCUGAUAAGAAAGCCCUGGUGCGUUCUAUCACCUGCUGGACACUGAGCCGCUAUGCCCACUGGGUUGUCAGCCAGCCGCCAGAUACGUACCUGAAGCCGCUAAUGACGGAGCUGCUCAAAAGAAUUCUGGAUAGCAACAAGCGUGUGCAGGAGGCGGCUUGCAGUGCCUUUGCCACUUUGGAGGAAGAGGCAUGCACAGAGCUGGUGCCCUACCUGGCAUUCAUCCUGGACACACUGGUGUUUGCUUUCAGCAAGUACCAGCACAAGAAUCUGCUCAUUCUCUACGAUGCCAUAGGAACACUCGCAGACUCAGUUGGGCACCAUCUCAAUAAACCAGAGUACAUCCAGAUGUUGAUGCCUCCACUGAUCCAGAAGUGGAACCAGCUGAAAGAUGAAGACAAAGAUCUGUUCCCUUUAUUAGAAUGUCUGUCGUCAGUAGCCACUGCCCUGCAGAGUGGAUUCCUGCCCUACUGCGAGCCUGUGUACCAACGCUGUGUCAACCUGGUUCAGAAGACCCUGGCUCAGGCCAUGCUUCAUCAGUCACAGCCAGACCAGUAUGAAGCCCCUGACAAAGACUUUAUGAUCGUGGCUUUGGAUCUUCUCAGCGGACUUGCUGAGGGUUUGGGAAACACCAUUGAGCAGCUGGUUGCUCGAAGCAACAUCCUGACGCUCAUGUACCAGUGCAUGCAGGACAAAAUGCCAGAAGUGCGUCAGAGUUCUUUUGCUCUGCUGGGGGAUCUGACAAAGGCGUGUUUCCAACACGUCAAACCCUGCAUCGCUGAUUUUAUGCCUAUACUGGGUACAAAUUUAAACCCGGAAUUAAUAUCAGUGUGCAACAAUGCAACAUGGGCAAUUGGAGAGAUUUCUAUACAAAUGGGGCCUGAAAUGCAGCCGUACAUUGCCAUGGUGCUGCACCAGCUGGUGGAGAUCAUUAACAGACCCAAUACCCCAAAGACUCUACUGGAGAACACAGCAAUAACAAUUGGUCGUCUUGGUUACGUUUGUCCUCAAGAGGUGGCACCCAUGCUACAGCAGUUUAUAAGACCCUGGUGCACCUCUCUACGAAAUAUAAGAGACAAUGAGGAGAAAGAUUCUGCAUUCAGAGGAAUUUGCACUAUGAUCAGUGUGAAUCCAGGUGGUGUGGUACAGGAUUUUAUAUUCUUCUGUGACGCAGUGGCCUCCUGGGUAAAUCCAAAGGAUGAUCUCAGAGACAUGUUCUGCAAGAUCCUUCACGGGUUUAAGAACCAGGUGGGCGAGGAAAACUGGAGCCGCUUCUCAGAUCAGUUCCCCAUGCCGCUUAAGGAACGGCUGGCAACCUUCUACGGGGUGUAACUGUUCCCACAGCAGUGUACCUCACCACUGGGGUCAUUCACUACGGGAGACAACAUAGGGAACCUCUUUUACCCAGGGAACAUGUUACCCUUUACUAGGGGGGUAGGGUCUGCCUGCUGAGGGGAGGGAAGGGGUGAGGACCCCUCCCCGACCUGACGGACGGGGUGGGAGGGAGGUGGUAGCUGCGGCGCUCACUGCCCCCAUGCACAGGCAACAGGGGGUCAAAGGGGCUGGCAGAACAACCUUAUCAUGGGAGGAAAAUUCAUCCAAUCACAUCUCAAUCAGAAAAUGAAAAACGAUCACCCUUUUUCUCUCCAUUUUAGUCCCCAAACAUGUUGUUUUUAUUUACGCGAACUACUGAAAAGAAAUGUACGCAAAUAUGGAGAAAAAACUUCGCAAGCACUGACAGGAAAUGGUCUUCAGAGCUGAUCUGCAUUUGUAAUCAUGUCAGCCAAGUAAACGGCAUGUGUUUGCUCUCAUCACAACUGAAUUCCACCAGUAGAAGAGGAAGUUAAGGCUUUUUCAAGAGAAAUAUUCUCUUAACACAAAGAUAGGUUCAAACUAAAGGAUAGCAGCUGGUGGUAAAACUGCAUCUUAUUGGAUUUAAUUUUAUGCUGCUGCAUAUCACCAAGAAUAAGUUUUUGCCUUUAGAGACAUCAGAUUAUUUCCUAUUUUUUAGCAGGGCAAAGGCUGUUAACUAUGUCACUGGAGAGCACAAGAUUUACGUUUAAAGAGCAGCUUUUCUGGGAAUAGGUAGCAUGCUUGUAUCGUUGUGAAAAGCUGUGGAACAUUAGUGAUGUGUGUUGCAUUUGACAGCUGUCAUUGCCCUGUGAUAAGGUUCUUCUUUGACCUUGUAAUUUAUCUAUUUACAGUACUUUUGUUUCCUCUACCAGAGAAUUACUGCAGCAAUCAGCUGUAACGUAGCAUGACUGGGUUAACACGCCGAAACUUAGGAAGUGUGUAAAAAUCUUGGCUGUGAUGUACCGUCGGAGUGAAUCUCCCAGUUUGGUCUUGUGGGUGUGAAUGUUGACGUGGACAUUCAUCAACAAGUAUAGCGAAGCUUUAGAUGCUUACAAUCCUUUAUACUGUCUGAGCCUCAUGAAGGAGAGAUGAAGGAGAGACACCACGACACGAAUCCUGUCUUAGUGAUUUUUGUGACUUCGGCUGUCAGAACCACGCAGUCCAUCGGAUGAAUGUUGAAUAUGUUUAUUUCUCAAUGUACUGAAGUUUUUUUGUUUGUUUGUUUUUCCUUGGGUGUUUGGCUUCUUGUGCUAAAAGCAUGAUCUUGAGGAUGACUGUAUAAUGUUUUGGGUGGUUGUGUAUUGUGGGGUACUUGGAUGCUUUCAUCUCUUGCAUGUUGGUGGCCCCUCACACCCCAACAUAUAGUGGGAAGAGGAUUAUGGGAGGGAGGGGAGCUUCAAUUAAACUAAAGGUUUAACGAGUACAUAGUAAACAUUUAUGUAUCGCAACACUGGGACUUUUAUAAUUUCACAUUUUCUUGCUGGAGUGUUCGCCCUAAACUGUCCCCCCCCAUAGCUGGAUGUAUAGUUUUUAAAUGCUGUGAAACUACAACAAUGUUAUUGUCUCUGGUUGUUUUGCGCUGUUAUAUUUUAUGAAGUGUGUAAGUGUUUAAGUUACAGAAAGCCUGAAUGUAUUCCAUGAUGGGUCCGAGAGAUGGGAUGAUUUUUUUUUUUCUUUUAUUGUUUUAUUUUUUUAAUGCCCAGCCAGUCAUUUUCCUCUGCUGGCCAGAGUAAUAACUGCAGUAUUUUAAUAACAUGCACUCAAAAUUUAAAUCGCAAGUGCUUAAAAUUAACGAUGUAGCCAAACCCCUUAAGAUUAUGACCUUAGUGUUAAUUGCUGCUAAAAUGUAUUUACCUAAUGCAAUAAGUCUCUUGAUGCAAACGGGGUGAUUCUUAGAUUGUGGAAGUAGUUUAAUGUGUUAGAUAAACUUUCACAAUACCAAAUAUGUAACAGCACUCUUAGAUUUAACAUUUAUAAGAUAAACUGUGGUAAAUUUAAGGCAUCAUGGAAUACAGAGGCGAAGACUUGUAUGUGCCACAUCAUUUUGUGUUUUGGAGUGAUUUUGUCUGUCACAUUCCAGCUGUUUGGCAUGCAAAAAACGGAGUAAUCACGGCUUGAUGGGGUGUGUGUAUACACAGUCCUGUUAUUCUUUCACCGAAAGAGUUUAGGUCUAUAAAACACACACAUUAGAACACAGUCCCACCAUCACUGUGCUGUAUUUCUGACUCGACUGCUGCUAUACAUCGUAGUUGUGUUUCACUACUUGAAUAUGUGUUUUCUAUGUGUUAACCUCAGGUCGUCUGUGUUCAGUGUUAUUUGUUAUCAUUUCCCUAAUGUGUAUGCCUUUAUGCAUCUCCUCUCAACAACUAAAGAUUAGUAAAACUAUCGCCCUGCAUAUUAGAAACGGAGUACCGUGGGUGUUAAUUGACAUUAAUGUUAUUUGUGAAACACUGCUAGCUGUCAAAUGUGAUUGCAAUUGCAAGACGGGGGGGAGAAUAAAAUGGUAACUUGCACAUACUUAAUGUGCUUUUUGUCAAAAGUGAUUGUUAACAGACUACAGUAAAUACUUAGUGUAAUGUGUACACAUUGCCUUGAGAGUAAAUACUUUCAGGUUUUGUUGAUAGUUUGCAAUAGAUAUACAGUAUACUGUAUCUGGAGAAACAGAUAACGCCUAAUUUAAAAGCAAGGAAAUAGGUUGACAAUUUAUAAACAUAUUGUUACAAACAUAAUGUUUGACUUUCUAUGAAGCUUUAUUGAAAAUUUGUAUUUUAUAAAGCACCCACCAAUAUUAAGGAAUGUCUAGUCAAAGAACUCCUGUAUUCUCAUUUAGCCUUCGAUCUUGAUUAGACUAUCUGCCUUCAUCUUUGCUAGUAAAAGCAAAAACAUCAUUUUGAUAGACAUGGUUUGAUUUUUUUCUUCUUUUUUUUUUUUAAUGAGCUGCUGAAUUUUAAAAAAAGUAAUACUUUUGGGGCCACCAAAUAUUUUGGAUCAUGCAAAGAAUCUAUAUUGUACUGUAGUAAUUUUGUAAUAUUUGUAAGAUGAUAUAGUGGAUGUGACUGGUUACCAUUGCUUGAAUCUGUACAUUGUUCCAAUAAAUUGUUUACAUUA
Acanthopagrus latus (yellowfin seabream) is the source of this 6039-nucleotide messenger RNA. It is a transcript of the gene tnpo1, whose product is annotated as transportin 1. Gene Ontology annotation, molecular function: nuclear import signal receptor activity; small GTPase binding. Bases 235 to 2910 code for a protein of 891 amino acids. Gene Ontology annotation, biological process: protein import into nucleus. The transcript has 25 exons. NCBI's taxonomy places the organism in Eukaryota, Metazoa, Chordata, Actinopteri, Spariformes, Sparidae. The record is from RefSeq and is a predicted model, not a curated record. Gene Ontology annotation, cellular component: nucleus; cytoplasm.